Messenger RNA from Chiloscyllium plagiosum (whitespotted bambooshark), 906 nucleotides. NCBI's taxonomy places the organism in Eukaryota, Metazoa, Chordata, Chondrichthyes, Orectolobiformes, Hemiscylliidae. The record is from RefSeq and is a predicted model, not a curated record.
UUACUGUUUACGGGAAUGGAUCUGUACAGAGUGUGUGACCCCCGCUCCCUGUGGAUCCGGAUCCCCCUCCUCAUCGGGACAUUUAUCCUCCUCAAUGGAGGGAGAGACAGCGGAGCUGGGGCUCACUCCACUAAUUUCAUUGACGGAUGUAGGUUUAAUAUCUCUGGGGCCUGGACCUUUACUCAGCAGUACGUUUAUGAUAAAGAACUGAUCGCGUACUAUGACUUUGAUCAGAAGAUAUACAUCGCUGUGAAAGACUGGAUGAAGGGGAAUGUGGCCCGAUGGAAUAAAGAGGAAGCGGCUGGAACAUACCAGGAAGGGAUCCGAGUGUGUGAGAACAAUGUUCCGAUCUACAGCAAAGUGGUGUCCCGGAAAGUUGAACCAACAGUCACUAUCCGACCUAAAGCCUCUCAACAUUCCACACAGUCAGCUUUGCUCUCGUGUCAUGUCACUGGAUUUUACCCUCCUGAGAUUGAUGUCACGUGGCUGAAAAAUGGAGCACCAAUUCCUGAUGGUGUCAUCAACACUGUCCUGUUAUCAGAUGGUGACUGGACCUAUCAGGUGGAGGAUCUCCUCCAGUACCAGCCAGUGUCUGGGGAUAAAUACACCUGUCGUGUGGAACACAGCAGCCUGAGGGGGCCCAGGAGUGUGGAUUGGGAAGUACAGAACGUCUCUCUAUCAGAGAGACACAAGAUCAUUGUUGGAGCCCUGUUCUUUGGGAUUGGACUGAUCAUCUUACUAGCUGGAGUGAUAAUGAGAUUAAAGAGUGCUAAAGCUAUCCUGGACUCCAGCAAUCAUGGUCCACGUCUGAUGGGUCCAGCUGUCAGCUAACUUACCUCUGGGAGAAUGUGUUCAAGACAUUGGAAUAAAUGACUUGAUUAAAUGACAGAAUUAAACCGCUAAAAA